Messenger RNA from Zophobas morio, 6492 nucleotides. Its product is annotated as zinc finger protein 768-like. Gene Ontology annotation, biological process: regulation of transcription by RNA polymerase II. The coding region runs from base 771 to 3062 and encodes 763 amino acids. Gene Ontology annotation, cellular component: nucleus. Gene Ontology annotation, molecular function: DNA-binding transcription factor activity, RNA polymerase II-specific; RNA polymerase II cis-regulatory region sequence-specific DNA binding. The transcript is spliced from 11 exons. The record is from RefSeq and is a predicted model, not a curated record. NCBI's taxonomy places the organism in Eukaryota, Metazoa, Arthropoda, Insecta, Coleoptera, Tenebrionidae.
UUUUCCCUCGCAAUAAGUGCAUGCACUUGCGGCAAUCGAUAGUGAACGCACAAAUUUGCAUAAAUUCAAUAAUAUUGGCGCACUUUUCCGCCAGAAAAAUGGCUUCCACAAAUAUUAGAAUUUAACGAUAAAAAUAGCGUGUUUGCACAGCCAUUUUGGUUUUUAUCGCGCCGAAAAAAGCGCCUUCUCACCCUAAAUUUUCCCGAGCUCGAGUGAGAUUCCUCCCCGAAAUCGCUCGCCAGCUUCGGACGCCGGAUUUUUUCCCAUAUUGGAAUUGAAUAGAGCGCGUCGGCAGCAACAGAAACAACAAUCCGGAAGAAAACAUCUGCCAAUCGUCCGCGUAAAAAAAGUAAGAAAUCCGAGAGCACCCAUUGUGGAAGCGAGACGGAAGCAGAUCCACCCUUUUCUACAUAUACAUAUACGUCGGUACGACCUUAGUGCCGAUCUAGCCGGCUUAGGAACCGAACCCUAUCAUACACGACAAAAACCAAACAGAGACACGCAAAUCGAGUGCAAUAGACAGACCGAAGACGAGCUAGGGAAAAUUACUUACGAUUUAGUCAUAGCAGGACCCGUUUACACAAACGGGACUUAUUUCCGCCUUUAACCGAAAAACCGUCAACAUUUUCAACACGGAGGACCAAAAUCUAAUCAACAAUCUCAAGGUCGAACAUGAAAACCUCGUAGCGAAGUGGCUCCAGAACUCAUUCAAGGCCCAGGAGAACGCCGCGCUGGACCUCCGUUCGACGCCGCUGUCCCUCCAGAUCCCCAUGGCCGAAGUCAACAACAGGCCCGUAUUCAAAAUGAACAACGACUUCUGGAACCAGGCCCGGGGGCCCCCUCAGAGCAUGGCCCAGAACCUGUCCAACUCCAACCAGAACUCGCCAGUGCCUGGCUCCACGAACUCCAUCCCGGCCCAUUCGCCGUCGCAGCAGAGCAACAGCAGUCAGAACCACGUCAUCACGCAGGGCGCGCUGGCCCUGCAGAACCAGCAGAACCAGCAGCAGCAGCAGAACAGCCAGCAGAACGCGCAGCAGCAGCAGCAACAACAACAGCAGCAGAACGCGGUGGCGCAGGGCCAGAGCAACGGGCAGCAGCAGCAGGGCCAGCAGCAACAGCAGGGCCAGCAGCAGCAGCAAAACCAACAGCAGCAGCAACUGGGCAGCCCCAACUCGCACUCUCAGGUGGCUCAGGCCCACGCUCACGCUCUGGCUCAGGUGCAGGCUCAGCAGCAGCUGGUGCAUAGCAUGUCGCAGCAGCACCAGCUGUCGGGAGGGCAGAAUUCGCCGGACAAGAUGGCGGAGAAGUUGGUGAAUGAUUUGCAGAUUUUUAUGCACAAGUCUGCGAUGCAGAUGCACGCGAGGGAGCUGACGGGGCGGUCAGAGGUCAAACCACACCAGUGCCAGCAAUGUCUCAAGUCUUUCAGCAGUAAUCAUCAGCUAGUUCAACAUAUCAGGGUGCACACAGGAGAGAAACCCUACAAAUGUUCCUAUUGCGACAGGAGGUUCAAGCAGUUAAGCCACGUUCAACAGCACACGAGGCUGCAUACGGGGGAAAGGCCCUACAAGUGCCACCUCCCGGACUGCGGCCGGGCCUUCAUCCAACUCUCCAACCUCCAGCAACACCUCAGAAACCACGACGCUCAGGUCGAAAGGGCCAAAAACAGGCCCUUCCAUUGUACAAUCUGCGGAAAAGGCUUUGCCACGGAAUCCAGCCUGAGGACGCAUACUUCGAAAGUAAGCCAUUGUAUUGGUCGUUUGCAGCAACAUGCAGCUUUGAUUGGAGGACCGAAUGCCACUUCUUGUCCGUUAUGCCAUAAGAUGUUCUUAGGAGGAGAGGCGCUGAUGGAACACAUGAAGCACACGCAUAAAGAUCCUAACGCUUCCGGGGUUGCCACGAAGAGAAGGACAGCGAAUCAUCCUUGUCCCGUUUGUGGAAAGCAUUAUGUCAAUGAAGGAUCCCUCAGGAAACAUUUGGCGUGUCAUCCGGAAACGUCACAAUUAUCAAGUUCGUUGAGAAUGUGGCCGUGUUCUGUUUGUCAAGCAGUUUUUACACAUGAGUCAGGUCUUCUUACCCAUAUGGAACAUAUGAGGAUGGAUCCCAAACAUCAGUUCGCCGCCCAGUACGUGUUAUCGCGAGCCGCCGCCGAAAGGAGAGAACGAGAGACUUUAUUGGCGGCUGUUUCCGCAUCUGCUUCCGGUAGUGGUCUUUUGGGCCUAACAGGAAUGGCUGGGGCAGCGAGCGGAAGCCCCAUGUGCGCCUCCCCCAGCGCCCACAGUGACAGUUCCUCAGGCAACGGCCGCCUCUCGUCCGCCGGCUCGGAGGCCGGGGGCCUAAACAACAACAACAACAACUGCACCACCAAGCUGAACGAGAUCCUGCGCAGCAACAACGGCCUCCACCAACAGUACAACGUCGAAGAACAACUGCACAACGCCAACCGGAUGGCCGUCAUCGCCAACAUGGUGGGGCAGGGCGGCGUGCCCCCGGGGCUGGGCUCCGACUCGUCCGCCGCCGCCAACAUCGCGGCCGCCAAUAUUGCCAAUCUUGCCAUGCGACUUGGCGUCACACAGGCCAACCAAGUGAACAACAGCAGCAAUCCCUCGACGCCGCCUAUCACGAACGACACGUUAUCGGCGUCGAUGAACGCCAUGAACGCGAUGAGGGCCUCCAUGGAUAGUAUAAGGAAUAUGGACGCGAUGCGGUCAUCGGUGAUGGACAUGUCUUCGCCGCAGCAGUCACAGCAGCAGCAGGAUGCGCUCAGGAUGCAGCAGCACGCGGAAGCUUUGCUCAGGUCGCAAGCAGAAGCUGCGCUACGUUUGGCUAUGAGUCAGGCGCUGCCUCAGCUUAACCAACACCAGCAGGACAACGGCAGUCCGCUGCGCCACAACGGUAACUACCAGAGCCACCAGGGCCAGUCGUCGCAGCAGCUCAGCCCGGACCUGACCGAAGCCCUCAGGCUGCAGGAGCAGAGAUUGGAGCAAGCUUUAAGGCUGCACGGGAGCGAUCCAAGAACCCUGGGCUUCUCCCUAAGCAGCCAGCAGCAGAAUCAACAGCCAUGAAAUUUUAGCUAUUACUGAACGCAUUCUAACGUAAAGUACAAGAAAGGGUUGCAGCCUUCUUCCACAGCUCUCCAUCAAUCUUCCAACAGUAACGGAUUCUCUGACGCACCCAUAUUCGAAGAAAAUGUGCCAAAUUUUUCGUUUUUUGUUGAUUUUUUAAACGACACGUUAAUGCGCUCAGUAUAAUCCUAAUGGCUACGCCAUAUGAAGUAAUGAUUAAGCGCACUUUAAAAGUGCAUCACUACAAAAUCAUUUAAACAAUGUAUAGUAAAUAAGUGUUGAGAGGAAAAUACCUAAAGUAAGUGUUUUUAGGUAUAAAGAAGAAGAAAUACUUAAUACAUAUAUUUAGGGAUAAGUUGUAAAUAAUAUUACAAAUAAGAUUGUUUUAGAUGAAAAACAAUGGAUGAAUGAUAGAGAAUUUGUAAUUAUACGAUGUAAGUACGAUUUUUUAUUUAAACAUUUAAGAAACGAAGCGAAAAGAGGUGAAAAUCAAAUUGGGGAACUUUUUUUCAAACUGUGAUUUUAGUUAUUUGGCCGGUUAAAGAUUAGCAAUAAAUAAAUAAAAAAAAACUUUAAAUAAAAAUAUAUGAGAAGAGAAAAAUGAUGAUGAAUUUGCAAUUUUUACUGUGAUUUUUUAUUAAUUUUAGAAAAAAUCGGAAUUUAUUGCUCGUUUUUCAAGUACAAAAGGGACAAAGUCCCGUAUUAAUUUUUUUUAUGUGUGAGCGACAGGGUAUGAAUGUAUGAGCGACUGUGCGAUUAUCAUCCAGAAUUUUUGUACCAAGUACUUAAUGAAAUGUUCACUUUUUCGGUUUCUCGUCGAUCAUGUGGUUUUAUCUGAUGUACAUAAUUUAUACGUAAGAGCCUGUAUAUAAGCAAUCCGGCACGGUCUGAAGGGCGCCGGCGAGUGGAGAGAGUCCAGACGAAAAAUACUCACUCAAUUUUGCAACCAUCAAAAAUAAACAACAGUUUCAAAAAGACAAAACCCUCAGGGUAAAACAUUGUAUCCAUAUUUUAAAUUUUGAUAAAAAUAUAUCUAAUAAACAAAAGAUGCAAACAAAGAACUAGAAAUUAAAAAAGUUUCGAAAUUUCUAAACAAAAAUAUUUUUUUAGUCCAAAAUAUGGGCGUCUGCGGUACAGAUUUGACAGAAAGUGUAAUCAAAUUCAAAUAUAGUUCCAAAUUUAGCCUUGAAGUCACUACGUUUUCGGUAAGAGUCUGCUCUCUGUCGAAAUUGUCUGUAGAUGUCUCUGUUGCGGCCGUCUGGCCCCGCCCCACUCGCCCCCACCCUUCUCACUAUCACUAGAUUUCCCAUAUAUUACAAUAGCCAUAUAGACAAUAGUUAAAAAAUCUACAAUAGCCACGGCACUCAGCCACCAUCUUUCCUAAAAAGUGACGACUUAGAACCGGUUUCACACCGUGAAACAAGCCACAAUCAGCGACAAACGGCACGCCAUCUGGCGCAACUCUCGCGACUAACAUUCCUCAGUAAACCGUCGCUACAAGCGUACAGAUGGCGCUGCAAUACGUGAAUCCCCGACUUCGACAGAUAAAAUACAUAACAAAAUCUUACAAUAGCCCGGUUGCACUAAGUGCUACAAACAUUUUGCCCACCAGAAUAAUUACGUCAACGUAAUUAUUUCCAUCUUAAAAAUUCUACAAUAGCCCAAUCGGACCACGUCCGACUACAAACUUUCAGUAAGCCCACUGGGGUCCGCCCCCUUUUUAAUGUAUUUUACAUAAAUAUUAACGUCUAGUGCCCGAAUGGACAAAUAUUUAUCGUAAAAUUACGAAAUUUUUUUUGCAAUAGCCCACACAACAUCAGUGCGGACCAGUUCCGCACAGUUUUUUCAAGUUCUAACCGGAUUUAGUUCGACUUUUUAGUUCGGUGUUAAACGGUCCUGCAGGUGGCGCUCUCGAAGGGACCCAAAAACAUAUAGCGCACCCUUCCCGAUUGCUGUCAAACCGUCCGCUUGUAGGUCAUCUAUACGAAAGGUAAAAAGCAAAAAGCCCCUAGAGAGGGCCGCGUGCAGGGCCGGCUCUUAAAAUUUCAGUUAAAAAGCAAUAGUCUAAACGCAUAAUGAUUCUCUUAUGCUAUACAAAAAAUUUCGGUAACCACACUUCAGUUCGUGUUUGUUCGGUCGCGACGCGUCGCGGCCAUUUUCAUUGUUUUUACAAUAAUCUGAUCACACACACACUUACACUAGAGAAAUUCCGGUUCGGAGUACACUGAUAUGAUAAAAAUUGGGGUUCGGCCGAGUUCACACCACACACAUACACAAAUAUGUCUAAAAGUCACUUUUGGGAAAUACAAACGUUUCGGCUUACUUCUGUCAAAAACACGGUCAAAAAUUCGAUUUAAAACCACAUAUAAUAAAAAAAAUCGCAAAAAAAUAUUUCUAUAGUUAUUUCAAUGUUAGUUGUGUUAACACAAGUUAAUGUUAAGUUACUUUUUCAUCGUAUACGUAUAUAAUAAUAACUAAGUUUUUUGUGAGCGCAGCUAGAGUGGUGCGCCCCCUGUCGGUGCAGCCGCACAACUGCACAUGAUAGUUACAGAUUAUAGUUAAAUGUUACUGUUGAUAGUUACGAUAGGAAAAUCGAGCCAGGGCCGCAUCGAGGGGGGCGCGUGCGCUUCUAUCCGAAUAAAUGUAACAAUACGCCAUUUUCGUGCAAACUAGUUUCCGUUAAUUUAAUGCUUAAGCUAUGAUAUACGUAACAAUCGGCCGAGUCGGCUGCGAACCUAUGGGAGAGUGGGCCGACUCGGCCGCUGUUGAUCACUCAAUGUUUUUUUUCAGUUUUCCUAGUUGUACUGUAUAUGUUAAUACUACAGUUGUUUUUCAUAGUUUAUGCUUUAUUGUAAUUUAUUGUCUGUUUGAAUUUUUGCGUAUUAUUACGAAAAACCAGGAAAAUAAUAUUUGAUAUUAUCAUUAACUUUUUUAUAUAUUUUACUAACUUGGUUCCGACUGCGGAACUUAUUUAUAUGUUACGUAACGUUAGUCGUAAGGAGUUAUUGUACGUUAUUAUAAUUUUAUACAAGUUUUGUGCCGCCAUCUUUUUUAUUAUUUAAAAUUUUCGACUGCCAUUUAUAUUUUUUAACUUAUGCUUUUCGUAGUUUUUUUUAAGUUCCUAUUACAAUGUUUUCGGCUGUAGUUUGCUAUACAGUGAAAAAUCAAUUAACGUGUGAAUGUUGUGCGACUGCCAAAUUUUCAUUUCGGAACAGUUCUUCGAAAAAUUAGCAAAUUGUAACAAAAUUCGAAACUCGAGGCAUUUCUCUUACACACAAAAUUCAUACUUUGUUUGUAAUAUAUAGGGUUAACAAAAAUUAAUGAUGUGGAUUUAGGAGACAUUAUGUUAUCAUGUUUUUAUUCGACAAAUUGAUGUAUGAACUGUACGUGUGAAAUGUAUCUUACUUACUGGAAAUAGCAAAUAUAAAAG